CAAAGAAAGGAACAGCAACCACAAAGGCUCAAAGAGGAUAAAGAACAUAGUAGACUGUUCAGGUUCUCCAUCUGUUUUAUUAUGGAAGUGUUGAUUUUAAGAAAUAGUGCCAGACUAUUUGCGUUUUCUGAAUAUUGUUAUUUUGACCUAUCAUGUCUUAGUUUUUAUUUUGUUACUGUUUUACGCAGGGACUUGCCCUAUAUCAUAAACUGACCUCCUCCUCCUCCUUUUUUUCUUUUGGUUUUUGUCUUUUGGGGAGAUGUUUUUGUUUUGAGACAGGGUCUCACUAAGUAGUUCAGCUGGCCUUGAACUUGUAGCAAUCCUCCUGCCUCCCAGUGCUGGGAUUAUAGGUUUGUGCCACCUCAUGGGCUGGUUUUGGGUUGUUCUGAGACAUAGUUUCAUUAUGCAUUUCAGGCUGGCCUUGGACUGGCUAUGUAGCCCAGGCUGGCCUCGAACUUCCAGCCAUCCUCCUACUUCAGCCUCUCACGUGAUGGGAUUAUAGGCAUGUGCCACUGUGCCUGGCUGUUUGAGGGAAGAGGAGAAAGGAAGGUAAAGAAUUAAGAUGUGUUAGGUACAUGAACCAACUCCCCAUGAUGCAUGUAAUCAUUUUUGACUGCAAACAUGUACCAAUACAAAAUUUAAAAAUAAAAAAAAUAUUGAGUAAGUUUCUUAAGAGGACAUACAGUGCAGGGAAAAGCAAUCCAGCAGACGGAAUCAUUGAAGAAGCAAAAGUAUGAGAAGACAAAGCCAUCAGAGGCCCAACAUCUUCCUUUUUCUCCAGCCCAGAGCAGACCCCAAGACCCUGGAGUGUUCCCUUCAUCUUUGGAAUAUGCUAGGAAUUCAUUGAUAACAAGAAACUGUGAAGGACCCUGUGAAUAGCCAGGUCAGCUCCUUCCUUUUCUGAAGAAUGCCCAUUCUGGAACUGGAUCUGCCUGAACUGGAAGGCCUAGAUCUGUCUAGUACACCCACCUACAGGACCAAGGACAGUAGCACUGGCAGAAAGACGAGUCAGGAAACUAGAGCAGAGCAGGAGAAAAACCCUGAAGGUAACAUCCUUAAGUACAGUACCUUCAACUUCUGGAGCACUCCAUUGCCGGCAUCCACUCAUUUAAACUGAACUUACUCUAAGGCCAAGACUUCUCUUUCUCACCACUUUGCCCUCAUUAUCUUUCUGUCCCUUACCAUUUUAAUCUUAUUAUCUUCCCACUGUUGUGGUGGUGGUGCUGAUGAGUCUGCCCGCUGUUUUAUUUAUUUGUGUAUGUAUUCUCUUUAUAGACUCCAUUCCUCUCAGAAGCCCUCAAACCAUUAAGUAGGGGCUCAAGCAAAGGAAUCACGGGAGCUCCAUCACACUCCCACCCUGCGAUUAUCAACUUCAGAAAGUAGUGCUCAUAGCCAGUCGUGAUGGCUCACCCCUGUAAUCCCAGCACUCGGGAGGCUGAGGCAGGAGGAUUGUUGUGAGUUCUGAGACCAGUCUGGGCUGCAAAGUGAGCUCAAGGCCAGCCUGAACACAUAAAGAGACCCUGUCUCAAAAAGACAAGAAAAAAAGAAAGAAAGAAAGUAGUCCUUAUGAGGGCACUAAGGAGUAGUAAAUAGUGCAAAAUGGAAGGCUGGUUUUUUUUAUUCCAUUUUAAUCGGCUUCAAAGACUGCCCAAACCUUCCAAAUUUUUCUAGUAAAUAUAAGU
This is a messenger RNA of Cavia porcellus (domestic guinea pig), 1682 nucleotides long. RefSeq names its product protein AF1q-like. The record is from RefSeq and is a predicted model, not a curated record. Bases 908 to 1117 code for a protein of 69 amino acids. Gene Ontology annotation, cellular component: cytosol; nucleoplasm. The transcript has a single exon. NCBI's taxonomy places the organism in Eukaryota, Metazoa, Chordata, Mammalia, Rodentia, Caviidae. Gene Ontology annotation, biological process: positive regulation of release of cytochrome c from mitochondria; positive regulation of DNA-templated transcription; positive regulation of mitochondrial depolarization.